AUGAGAUUGCCUUUUAUAUUAAUUUUUAAAUUAUCGUUAAUUUUUUUUAUCAAAACAAGUGCAAUAGAAAAUUCAGAAAAUGACUUAAAUGUUGCUUCAACAUUCACAAAAGAUGAUAUAGAUUUACCAAUGCAAUCACUUAGAAUGAAAAGAGCUAUGUCUACAGAAUUAAAAUAUGAAUGGAAAUUUCCAAUUAAAUUUUAUAUUGCUGAUGACAUUAAUACAACAGCAGUACGUGUUGGAUUAAAGAGAUUUGAAAAAUAUACAUGUUUAAGAUUUAAAGAAGAGUGUUUUGAAUUGGGACGCCAUCAAGGUAUACGCUUUUUCCGUGGUAAAGGAUGUGCAUCAUCUCUUGGCAAAGUUUUUGAAAAUGAACCACAAGGUCUUAGUUUGGCAUAUACAUGUGACACACCUGGAACGGUUCAACAAACAAUGGGACAUGCUUUAGGUAUGUUAAGAGAACAAAGAAGAAUAGACAAUGAUAAGUAUGUUAGAAGAUUAUUAUGGAAUAUUAAUACAACGUAUCUGGGUAAAUUUAUGAAAAAAAAUGCUUCAGAUACAUAUGGAGUACCUUAUGAUAUUGGAUCAGGUAUGCAUUCAGGAAGAUAUGAUUAUAGUGUAAAUAAAAAAGAUACUAUACUUCCUUUGGACAAAAGUUUUAUUAAAACAAUUGGACAGAUAGAAUUUAGUUUUAAUGAUUAUAAACUUUUAAACAUUUAUUAUUGUAAUAAUCAAUGUCCAGUAAAAUUAAAAUGUCUUAAUUAUGGAUAUACAGAUCCAAAUAAUUGUAAUAUAUGUAGAUGUCCAACAUUUUAUGGUGGAAAAUAUUGUCACAAACGAAGAAUUUCUGAUGAAGGGUGUCCUCCUGCAGAAAUACAAUUAAAUCAAAGAGAAACAUCUUUUACCAUAAUAGGGAAAAAGACAUGUUUCUUUUAUAUAACAACAGAUGAAAAAAAAAAAAUUAGAGUAAAUUUAGGACCAUCAACAAAAAUGUAUGUAAAUCCAUUAAGUAAAGAUUGGUGUCCAGUCGGAAAAGGUCUUGAAAUUAGACAUAUUACUGAUAAAGGGUCAACAGGAGCAAUGUUUUGUGGUAAAAUGAAAGGUUCUGUAACAUUAUCAGAAGCAAAUUAUACAAAUAUUAAAUAUGUCGGAACAUCAGAUGAUGAUCGUUUACAUUUGAUAUUAUUAAGAGAACCAAACUAA
Molecule: messenger RNA, 1203 nt
Organism: Strongyloides ratti
Lineage: Eukaryota; Metazoa; Nematoda; Chromadorea; Rhabditida; Strongyloididae
Product: Astacin-like metalloendopeptidase
Exons: 2
Coding region: 1-1203 (400 amino acids)
Biological process (GO): proteolysis
Molecular function (GO): metalloendopeptidase activity; zinc ion binding
Source: RefSeq, a predicted model, not a curated record